Pollicipes pollicipes is the source of this 609-nucleotide messenger RNA. RefSeq names its product integral membrane protein DGCR2/IDD. Gene Ontology annotation, molecular function: protein binding. The annotation marks the transcript as partial. Gene Ontology annotation, cellular component: membrane. The transcript has 4 exons. Lineage: Eukaryota; Metazoa; Arthropoda; Thecostraca; Pollicipedomorpha; Pollicipedidae. The record is from RefSeq and is a predicted model, not a curated record.
UAUUUAAGUGGAAUUUCAUUGAUGCUGCAUUUUGUUUCGAACAGACAAGACCGUUGAUACGUACCUGGCGCAGACGGUAAAGAACUGUAUACGAGAGAUGGGCGUUCCUGCUGGGGCCGAUCGUAUCAAGGCUGUGGUGGAAAGUGGGGGGCGCCAAUUUAUCGCACUGCAUAUAUCGGAUGCAUCGCGAUAGGAAUAUUAUGUGGAAGAUGAAUAGUCUUUCACAAACUAAUGGCAUUAUUUCUGACUUAAGCAUUGAGAACUGAAGCCCAGAAUGACCAUUAUAUGAAGCAUUGGUCAGCCAACAUAUCGGAAAUGGAGAUAGCUGCGGAGCCGCGCCUCUGCCUGGACCUGAACGGGCGGACGGUGCGCAACAGCGAGCGCUACAUCCCCGGCCCGGACGAGUGCACCGUGUGCACGUGCCACGACGGCGAGCAGGAGCGGUGCCAGUCGGUCAUGUGCGCGCCGCCGCGGGCGUGCCGCCAGUACCAGGUGGGCAAGACGUGCUGCGAGUUCAUCUGCCUGGACGGCUCGGCCGGCGCGUCGCCGGUGACCCCGUACGGCGAGCGCGCCGGCACCGGCAAGGACCUGGGCCUGCGGCUGGUGGCG